GUGCGCCGCCAAGAUGGAUGACUCAGCCUCCAAACUUUCCUGAGCCAGCCGCGCAUCUCGAAAUUCAUCGCGCUCGGCCUCACCAUCAGAGCGGACGGUCAGCCCACUCCACAUUGCCCAUUGACAGCACGUCGCGCCCGCAGAGAUUCUGUCCCUGAUCACCUGAGAGUGGUCGACAGGUAGCCGCCAUGUCACAGAACCUGGGCUUGACCCGCCUCGCCUACUCGCGAGUAUGGCAUCACAUCUCGGCAAUCGCUCCCCACCCGACGCUGUCGACCAAGGUCGCCCCCGCUGAGAUCACGCCCCCGUCCAUGGGCCGCCUCGCCUCCCGCAUCGCCAUGAUCCUCAUGGGCAAGCACAAGCCGAUCUGGGACCCCUCGACCGACUGCGGCGAUUACGUCGUCGUCACCAACUGCGCCCGCCUCCACAUUACGGGCCGCAAGUACUGGCAGAAGAAGUACUACAGGCACAGCACGAAGCCCGGCCAGCUCAAGUCGUUGACAAUGGACGAGCUCAUGGGGAAGCAGGGCGGCAGCGAGGUCUUGAGGCGGGCGGUGAGCGGCAUGCUGCCCAAGAACAGGUUGCGGGACAAGCGGCUCGCACGACUCAAGGUCUUUGAGGGCGACGCGCACCCGUACAAGCCCAAUCUGGUCCGGUUCGGAGGCAAGGUCGUUGGGACACAGGGAUGGGACGCCAUGGUUGAGUCGAUACGCGAGACGGACAAGAAGAGGUUAUAAUAAGGCCUCGGAGACUGACGUGGGUGGUUGGAUAUGUAUCAUUUGUAUUAUACGUGCGAAGAGGGCGGCAUCGUACCGCGGACAUGGCAUGGCUUGAUUCUGGGUUUCAACGGUAGC
Molecule: messenger RNA, 854 nt
Organism: Emericellopsis atlantica
Lineage: Eukaryota; Fungi; Ascomycota; Sordariomycetes; Hypocreales; Bionectriaceae
Product: mitochondrial 54S ribosomal protein YmL23
Exons: 2
Coding region: 189-737 (182 amino acids)
Biological process (GO): translation; negative regulation of translation
Cellular component (GO): ribosome; mitochondrial large ribosomal subunit
Molecular function (GO): mRNA binding; structural constituent of ribosome
Source: RefSeq, a predicted model, not a curated record